Molecule: messenger RNA, 1176 nt
Organism: Arachis duranensis
Lineage: Eukaryota; Viridiplantae; Streptophyta; Magnoliopsida; Fabales; Fabaceae
Product: truncated transcription factor CAULIFLOWER A
Exons: 7
Coding region: 211-819 (202 amino acids)
Biological process (GO): positive regulation of transcription by RNA polymerase II
Cellular component (GO): nucleus
Molecular function (GO): protein dimerization activity; RNA polymerase II cis-regulatory region sequence-specific DNA binding; DNA-binding transcription factor activity, RNA polymerase II-specific
Source: RefSeq, a predicted model, not a curated record
AGGAGAGCAGAGAAUUGAAAAUUCAACUCACCGAUUUGUGGUAAAGUCUCUCUCUAUAUAUCCCUCUCUCUCUCUCUCUUCGCUGCUUCCUUCGAGCGUAUACACAAUUGAGGAAAAGAAGGUAGCUAGGUAGUGCAUGCGUAUGCGUAUACGUAUACGUAGGUAGGUACGGUGAGAGAGAGAAUCGAUCGAGAGAGGGAGCUUGGAUCGAUGGGAAGGGGAAGAGUGCAGUUGAAGAGGAUCGAGAACAAGAUUAAUAGGCAAGUCACGUUCUCAAAGAGAAGAUCUGGUUUGCUGAAGAAGGCAAACGAAAUCUCAGUGUUAUGCGAUGCCGAAGUCGCACUUAUCGUCUUCUCCACCAAAGGCAAGCUCUUCGAAUAUUCCAGCGAUCCCUGUAUGGAAAGGAUUCUUGAACGGUAUGAGAGGUACUCAUAUGCGGAGAAGCAACUCAUUUCAAAUGAUCAGCAGCCGCCAAAUGAAAACUGGAUACUAGAACACGCAAAGCUCAAGGCUAGGGUGGAAGUUCUACACAGAAAUCAAAGGAAUUUUAUGGGGGAAGGUCUCGAUACCCUAAGUCUGAAAGAACUUCAGAAUUUGGAACACCAACUUGAAUCCGCUCUCAAGCACAUUAGAUCACGAAAGAACCAAGUCAUGUAUGAAUCUAUUUCAGAGCUUCAGAAAAAGGAUAAGGCACUCCAGGAACAAAACAAUGUGCUCGCCAAGAAGGUGAUGAUAAUGUUGUAUUCUUUUUCAUUAAAAUUUCAUUAUUAUUGUUGUUUGGAUUUCAAAGAAUUGGUGAUGUGCCCUCUCUCCUUAUAACCGAACCGUUGGAGUCCUUCAAUAAUAUUGGAGGCAGUAGUACCCCUCAAGCACCUGGAGGUAGUGAUGGAUUAUUAUUAGGAGAUAAUGAAGAAAGUACUACACCAACUCAACCUAAUAAUAAUAAUAACCUUCUUCCUCCUUGGAUGGUUCGCCCUACAAUAAAUGAAUAGAACUUCUUUCAAAUACUAUUUAUCAUUUUACACUCCACAACAGUUUCAGCAAAAUUACCAAAUACGCCUUCUACAAAACCCUAUAGACUAUUUCUGAUGGAUGUUAUGAUGAUGAGUAUAGAUAUGGAAUAUAAUCUGUAUGUAUAAUAUAAUAUAAUAUAAUAUAUAUGACACUGUAUUUCCA